Molecule: messenger RNA, 2588 nt
Organism: Scophthalmus maximus (turbot)
Lineage: Eukaryota; Metazoa; Chordata; Actinopteri; Pleuronectiformes; Scophthalmidae
Gene: odad3
Product: outer dynein arm docking complex subunit 3
Exons: 14
Coding region: 503-2158 (551 amino acids)
Biological process (GO): outer dynein arm assembly; cilium movement
Cellular component (GO): cilium
Source: RefSeq, a predicted model, not a curated record
GUUUUAUUGUCGGAUGAAAAGCUGUAAAUGCGAGUUGAAGGUCCGGUCUUUUACUUCUCAUCAGUGGCUGCACACAGUUUACCGGUUGCUAAGCAACGAACAAAUGGAGACAGCGGGCGCUGGUCGUCUGGGUCACAGCUCUGUACGCUGAACGUGGGGCCAAGUGUACGACUUUCUGUCGCCUUCCCCAGUGAGAACUACUUCGGUGUGUUGACAAAGAUCUGUCUUUUGUGAGAUUGUUUUGUUUCCUCAGUUGGAUCUGCGGCGCGCACACGUUCAUCGAGGACCGAGUCCGACCCAGAGCUGAGGUUGGGGGGGCAGUCAAAUGCAUAUACGAUCAAAGGUUGAUUGGGGGGUUAAAAAUGAUCAAAAGGUUCAAUGUAAUUUGAAAGAUCAAAGGAUUAGUGUAGAUAACGGCAAAUGGACAUUAAAUGCAUUUAAAGAAGCAGCUGUGGAAUGAUUCUACACACACCGAAUAAACGACGACCGAGACACAAGUGAAAUGAAGAAGAGUGAGAAGACCAAAGGGGUGGUCCGCUCCAGCUCCCCCCCGCAGCAUGACCAAAUAGCGGAGAUGCAGCGUAAAAUUCAACUUCUGGAGGGCGACAGAACCACGUUCUACGAGAGUUCUCAGUCCAACAUGAAGAAGAACACGGAGUUCAUCCACCAGCUGAGGCUGGAGAACAAGAGGCUGUACAAACAGCUGGCAGAGGGUGAUGAACACAUCAUCAAGGCCUUUCAUAACAAAGGCUUGGAGAAGGAGUCCUACCGCAACAUGUCCAGGAAGACGGCCCUGACGACACUGGACCAGAAGCUGCUGUCCAAGAGGAAGCGCCUCAACGCCUUCAAACACACCACCCAGACGUGCCAGCGGCGCCUCGAGGAGCUGACGAUGGAGUACCAUAGGAUGAAGCCCGAGGGCACCGGCGGAGCACAGUCCACCGAUGCCAUGUACUUGCGGGCGCUCGAGAACAGCCUGGAGAAGACGCAGUUUAAGUACAAGGAGGCUGAGAACAUCAUGCUUAACUACCAAGAGCUCAAAUCUUACCUGCAGGAGGAGAGUCUCACUUACCCCGGCAAGUUGGACAGUCUGGAAGCAGAAGUCCUGAAGCACGGAGAGGAGCUCUACAGCCUGCAGGCCAUGAACAACGAUGCCCAGCUCUCCAAAGAGGCUGCCAAGGCCGAGCUACACCACCUGGAGGAGCUGCUCUCCAAGGAGCGCAAAGAGAGAGACCGCAUUAUCGCCAGCUCCAGGAAAAAGAUCGAGGAGAGCAAGGCCCAGGCAGAAAAAGUUGAUAGAAGGACACAGAGAGCACCCGUACAGCCAGACGAAGUGAGCAGUGAGGUCCACCGCGGCACCACCCGGAUGGCCGUCGAGGAGGAGGAGAAAGCCAUCUUCACUUUUGAGGAGGCCUUCCGACGCAUCAAGGAGGCCACCGGAGUCACAGAUAUACAGGAGAUCGUGGAGUGCUUUAUCUCACAGAAGGAGAGACACGUGCAUCUGGAGAAUCUGAAGGGAGAGAAUGAGCAAGUCCUGCAGCAGCUGAAGGAGCAGAAGCAGCUCCUGAACCAACAGUUCCAGGACAUGAAAUAUUCUGGAGAGGCCAAACUCUCCGGUGACCAACAGAUGCUGGAGGACUGUGAGCAGCAACUGCAGACUCAGCAGCAGAGGUGCGACACGGCUAAAGAGACCCUGGACUGGCUCCUUAAGACUCUCAGCACUAUUCGAGGCGGAGUGAAGCACCUGGCAGAAAAACUUCAACACAUCACACUGUGCGAGGACGCAGUGGCGGAGGAGGUGUCCCCGGACUCCGACGAGUUUGUUCUGGAGCUGAUGACCGAGUGCGAGCUCAAGCUGCAGCUGCUGCAGGAGGAGCUUCGAGGGAAAGACCUGGCCGCCAUCAUGAAGGAGAUGGAGGAGGAGGAGUUCUACGUCAGUAUUGAGGAGAAACUGCCGCCUUACAACACCCGAGUCAAGCUCCCCGAAGACCAGAAAGACCAAAGACCUCUGGAUCUCUCCAACAACGAGGACGAGAGCGAAGAAGACGAUGACGCUGACAUCAUCUCCCGGGAGGCGGUGAAGAAUCAGUCUCAGAUGAUCGUUGACUUGUCCAAGUCCAAGAAGAAGCCCUGGAACAAGAAGAAGGGCAAAUUCUGAUCCAAGACCACAAGCUUCAAGGCUCAAGAAGAACUCCCUGAAUUCCCUGAAACAAGAACAGAUUGAAGUGAAUGAAGAGUUUUAAGUUGAGGCCAAAGGACGUGUCAGAGCACUCUCCCAGGUUUCCCAUCGCUAUUUUAACUCAUUCAAAUUUCAUUUGGCACAAAGUAUCUUGGAUUUUGAACGGGGAUUUUUUGACUGAAAAUAUCAAUAUUUGUUUUUACUUCUGAAAGAUGAGCACAAUUUAACAGUUCUUUUGGGGUUUUUUUGCCUUUGAAACUGACUUGCUGUUGCAUAAGUGGAUUUAUUGUGACGACAGUAAUGUUCUCUGUCUGUUGUGCCAUCACCCAUCUCUCCACGUCUUCUUUCACAGCCCAGAAUUCCACACUGCAGCCUCAUGGAAAUAAAAUCAAUACAUCGUCCAAAACAA